This is a messenger RNA of Malassezia restricta, 810 nucleotides long. RefSeq names its product 3-hydroxy acid dehydrogenase/malonic semialdehyde reductase. Gene Ontology annotation, molecular function: oxidoreductase activity. The record is from RefSeq and is a predicted model, not a curated record. NCBI's taxonomy places the organism in Eukaryota, Fungi, Basidiomycota, Malasseziomycetes, Malasseziales, Malasseziaceae. The transcript has a single exon. Gene Ontology annotation, cellular component: cytosol. Bases 1 to 810 code for a protein of 269 amino acids.
AUGAGCGUCACUUGGAGUUCGCGACUGCAUGACAAGGUUGUGUUCGUGACGGGCGCCUCGUCCGGCAUUGGCGCUGCUGCCGCUCAGCUGUUUGCGUACGCGGGGGCGAACGUCGUGCUGGGCGCGCGUCGCAUCGAGAAACUCGCGAGCGUGCAAGCCGCCUGUGAGCGUGCGAAUGCGGACGGUGCUACGGGGCAUGGCGGCCGCUAUGCGGUGCUUGAUCUCGAUAUGCGUAACGCACAGAGUAUCGAGUCUGUUUUGCAGCGUAUGCCGUCGUGGGCGUCGGACGUUGAUGUGCUUGUGAACAAUGCAGGCCUCGCCUCCGGCACCGCCCAGGUGGGCGACAUUCGGCGUGAGGACGUGGAUGCGAUGCUCGACACCAAUGUGCGUGGUCUCAUUGAGAUGACGCAGUUGUUUGUGCGCAUGUUCAAGGCGCGCAAUCGCGGCCACAUCAUCAAUCUCGGCUCCAUCGCCGGUAUGGAAGCGUAUCCAAGCGGUUCGAUCUACUGCGCGACGAAAUUCGCCGUGCGUGCGUUUACGUCCGCGCUGAUGAAGGAGCUGUACACGACGCCUAUCCGUGUCACCAACAUCCAGCCGGGGAUGGUCGAGACGGAAUUCAGUCUUGUGCGGGCCUAUGGCGAUCAGACGGCCGCCGACAAGGUAUAUGUGGGCAUGGAGCCGCUCCGGGCCGAAGACAUUGCGGAGGAAAUCGUCUGGGCCGCCAGUCGUCCUGAUCACGUCAAUAUUGCUGAGCUGACGGUGCUGCCCGUGCAACAGGCAGGACCGUACCAUGUGUCUCGGCGCACCUAG